Rubroshorea leprosula is the source of this 5533-nucleotide messenger RNA. The record is from the annotation of a GenBank genome assembly. Lineage: Eukaryota; Viridiplantae; Streptophyta; Magnoliopsida; Malvales; Dipterocarpaceae.
AACGUUCUCUCUCAAAAAAAAAAUCGUCCAUUCUCCUACUAGCUAUCCACCAUCCGGAGCUUCUCUCUUUCGCAUCCUCUUCUUGGGUUACUCUUCCAUCUCUGUAGUUAAUUUUUCCAGCAAAUUAAUGUCUCUCCACCUGCAUGUUUUUAGCUUUGAGCAUUAAGAAGUCAGCUAAAAGCGAAGGCAUGCUUCUUAAUCCCCAGCUAUAGUUAUUUUCCAAGCCCUGUAGCUAUAGAAUUUUUACUCAAAUUUCAUUUCACAUAUGUUUUCUUUGGCUUUUUCUUCGAACUUCUGAUUUUUUUUUUUUUCAGAUCGUUAUUUGGCUUCCUCUUCUUGGGUUACUCUUCCAUCUCUGUAGUUAGUUUUUUCAGCAAAUUAAUGUCUCUCCACCUGCAUGUUUUCAGCUUUGAGCAUUUAGAAGUCAGCUAAAAGCGAAGAUUGUUAUUUGGCUUCCUCUUCUUGGGUUACUCUUCCAUCUUUGUAGUUAAUUUUUCCAGCAAAUUAAUGUCUCUCCACCUCCAUGUUUUCAGCUUUGAGCAUUAAGAAGUAAAAGCGAAGAAAAGAUCUUCCAUCCAAUGGAGUUGUUAUCUUCUGUUGGAGGUUCUGUUUUAUCUGGAACAUAUGAGGCGCUACUUUAUCAGUUGAGUGGAUGUAUAAGUGAUCAAUUGAUUGGAUAUCUAAGUGAUCAGCUACAGGAUUCAGAGGAGGAAGUACGUGCCAAGAUGGAAAGUUGGAAGGCUUUAUUGUCCAAAAUCACAGCUAUACUUCAACAUGCAGAAGAAAAUCAAGGCGCCAACAUGUUUGUGAAGUCAUAUCUUGAUGAUCUCAAGGACUUGGCUUAUGAUAUGGAGGACAUACUUGAAGAGUUUGAGAUUGCCAGGAGGUCCGAAUUGACUGCAGAACCUGAUGCUAGAGCCAACAAACGACAAAAAUUCACCUCCAAUAUCAUUAAUUUACUUACAUCUAAGGCGCCACCCAAUCAAAAGAUUGAUUCCAUGGUGAAUGAUCUGAAUGUUAGAUUGGAGCGUUUUGAAAAGGGUAUGGGUACUUUUGGCCUGUUCAAUUUGCAUAUGAGAGUUGAAGAUAGGUCCCACAAAGCAAUUGCAAAAAGACUACCUGAGUCUUCACUUCUUGAGGAUAAGGUGUUGGGUCGAGAUAGUGAUAAAGAUGCUAUUCUUCAAAGAUUGCUAGAAGAUGGAGGCAAUCUCGAACAAGACUUUGUUAUUCCUAUUGUUGGAAUGGGUGGACUAGGCAAGACAACUCUUGCUCGGCUCAUUUACAAUGAUGAAAACUUGGAAGGCAGGUUUGACAUGAAGGCAUGGGUUUAUGUUUCUGAUGAGUUUGAUGUUGCUGGAAUAACAAGAAACAUUUUAGAACAUGUUACUGAGGCAAAGCAUGAUUUUGAAAAUUUUGCUUUGCUUCAAGAGAAAUUGAAAGUGAAGUUAUCUGGGCACAAGUUUCUUCUUGUAUUAGAUGAUGUCUGGAAUAAGGAAUAUGGCCAGUGGGAUGUCUUGAAGAGACCUUUCAUGUCAGGAGCUCCUGGAAGUAGAAUAAUUGUCACAACUCGAAAUAAGGAUGUUGGGAAAAUGAUGAGAGGAGAUGAUAGAGUUUACAAUUUAGAAUUGCUGCAAGAUGAUGCUUGUUUGCCAUUAUUUACACAACAUGCACUGGGGAAAGAGAACGAGAACUUUGAUGCCCACCCAAACCUACAAGAUGUUGGUGAAAAGCUUGUUAAGACGUGCAAAAGAUUGCCACUGGCACUAAAAACACUCGGUGGCGUCUUGCGGGGAAAACUGUGUCGUGAUGAGUGGGAAAGUAUAUUAAAUAGUGAGAUAUGGAGUUCAUCAGAAGAUCAAAGUGGAAUUCUUCCUGCUCUGAGAUUGAGCUACAAUCAUCUUCCUUCUCACUUGAAGCGAUGCUUUGCUUAUUGUGCUUUGUUCCCUACAGACUAUGAAUUUGAUGAAAUGGAGUUGAUCCGAUUAUGGAAGGCUGAGGGCCUAUUACAUGGAAAGAAGCAAAUGGAAGUUGGUAAACAAUAUUUCCAGGAGUUGUUAUCGAGAUCACUCUUUCAACCGUCAAGCAGAGUUGAAUCGCGGUUUGUGAUGCAUGACCUCAUAAAUGAUUUGGCUAUACAUGUUGCUGGAGAAAUACAUUGCAAUCUUGAACGUAGUAUGGGUGAUGGAAAAUUAGAGAAAGCCCGUCAUUUGUCAUUCACUCCACAAUACUCUGAAUUCUCAAAAAGAUUCAAAGUCUUGAAAGAAUUGAAGCAUUUGAGAACAUUCUUAUCAUUAAGAGCACCCAAUAACUACUAUUUUUCCUCUUUGCCUAACAGAAUCUUGCAUGAGAUCUUGCCAACUUUCAAUCGCUUAAGAGUGCUAUCUCUUUGCAAAUAUGAGAUAAGUAAGCUACCAGAUUUUGUUGAAAAGUUGAAACAUAUCCGAUACAUUGAUUUGUCUCGAACAAAAAUUGAAUAUUUACCUGAUUCAGUGGGUUCUUUUCUCUUCUUGCAAACAUUGUUAUUAUCUAGUUGUGAAAAGCUUACUAAGUUGCCUACAACAGUUGGAGAUCUAAGUGAUCUCCAUUGUCUUGAUAUCACUGGAACACAUUCUUUAAAGGAGAUGCCAUCAGGAAUAGGCAAUCUUAAAAAUCUUGUAACACUGUCCAAAUUUAUUGUGGGGAAGGCAAGUGAAAUGAUGUUGAGAUUAUCUACUUUGAAGAACUUGUCACAACUUCGAGGAAGACUAUCUAUUCUAGAUCUGGAAAAUGUUUUGCAUGUUCAAGAUGCUGUGGAGGCCAAUCUAGACAAGAUCCACGGUUUGGAAGAGUUAGUCUUGGAGUGGGGGCAGAUUGCUCCUUUUAACGAUGAAGAUGAAUCAAUCCAAAUGAAAGUCUUCAGCUGGUUAAAACCUCAUUCAAAUUUGAAAAGUCUUGAGAUUUCUUGCUAUGGUGGAAAAAGUUUCCCAAUCUGGGUUUGUGAUCCAUCCUUAUUUUUGAAUUUAUCAUCCAUGGAGCUCAGGCAUUGUGGUAGAUGCACUUCGUUACCAUCACUCGGCCUACUACCUGUUCUCAAAAAAUUAUUUAUUAUAGGCAUGAAGGCAAUAGAAGCUGUAGGUUCUGAGUUUUAUGGGAAACAAGGCUGUUUUCCAUCACUAGAGGAACUAGCAUUUGCAGGCAUGGAAAAUUGGAAGGAAUGGACUUCUCCAAAUGGACGUGAAGGUGAAUUCCCUUGUCUUCGUAGGCUUAUGAUUAAUGGUUGCCCUAAGUUAGGCCUAUUACCUAGCAACCUUUCUUCACUUAAAGAGUUGUCUGUUUAUUGGAACAAUGCAAUGCUACCUAACAACCUUUCUUCACCUAAAGAGUUGCUUGUUUAUUGGUGCAAUGAAAUGCUACCUAACAACCUUUCUUCACUUAAAGAGUUGGAUGUUGUUGGCUGCAAUGUGAUGCUACCUAACAACCUUUCUUCACUUAAAGAGUUGGAUGUUGCUGGCUGCAAUGCGAUGCUUUUAAAGAGUGUUGUUAAUCUUACUUCACUCACUAAAUUUAGAAUUCAGAAUAUUUCAAAGCUAACUUGCUUGCCAAAGAGUUUUGUUCAAUCCUUGACAACAGUUGAGACUCUGUCUAUUGAAUCCUGCAAGGAUCUUACUUGUCUGUGGGAGGAAGGGGCAAAAAUAGAACAAAACCUCUUGCCUUUCAAUCUUAAGCAUCUUACCCUUCGGAAAUGUAUAGCUUUGAAGUCAUUACCCGAUGCAAUUAUGAUGAGGAUGGAUGAAAGCAGCUGCAGCAACAGUAGUAUGGUGAUGUUGAGAUUGGAAAGUUUGAAAAUUGAUGGUUGUCCUUCUCUCAAGUCUUUUCCAAGAGGCAAAUUACCCAUCUCGCUUAAACGUUUGGAAAUAAAGGGCUGUAAAAGUCUUGAGUCUCUACCGGAUGUUGAUGGUGACAAUAAUAAUAGCAAUCUACAGUUGGAAAUAGCAAAUGUUCCAUGCUUGUAUUCUUCUGAGAAUUGUGACCAGCCACCGGCUUUUCUCAAGAAAUUUGGAGUUAGUAAAUGCGACUGGUUGGAAUCAUUUCCAGAGAGGAUGCUGCAGCGUUGUACGGGACUCCAAUCUCUUAGUAUUCACAGCUGUAAAAUAUUGAGAAGUUUACCCACCUUUGAUUGCGUCAGCAAUCUCGUUGAAUUAUCUAUUCAGAACUGUGAAGCUUUAGGGUCAUUGCCAGAAGAGUUGGGAUCAUGCACCCCCAAUCUAAAGGAUUUGAAAAUAAUCAGCUGUAAGAAUUUGAAAUCCCUCCCAAAUACGAUGCAUAAGCUGGAAUCUCUUGGAAGGCUAGAGAUGAGAGACUGUCCCGGCAUCGAGUUCAUUCCAGAUGGGGGUUUGCCCCUAAACUUAACAGAUCUUGACUUGUGGGGUAGGAAUCUCAAGCGGUUGCCGAAUACAAUGUACCAGCUCACAUCGCUUCAGCGUCUAAGAGUCGCAGGUGGGGCUUUGAUGUCUCUUGAACGGUUGACAAUUGAGCAAAAAUUCCCUCAAGAUAUUGUGCUGCCUUCUUCUUUAACCUGGCUUCGGUUGGAUUCUGGAGAAAAUUUGGAAUCCAUACCUCGAGGGCUCUUCCUAAACCUAAGCUCCCUUCAAAAGUUAUGGAUACAUAACUGCCCAAAGCUACAAUCUUUGCCGAGGGAAGCCUUCCCUCCCUCGCUUGGGGAACUAUUCAUCUGCGGGUGUCCGCAUCUAAAACGACCGCGCUUUGAGGAGAAAGGAGACUAUUGGACUCUCACAUGGAGCAUCCCAAAGGAUGAUGAGUCAGAAAUGAAUGAUCCAACUUUGUACUGUGUUCCCUCUGUAUUCAUCCUAAGUCACAUCCAAGAUUGCAGCACAAACACUGCUGCUUUAUCCGCUGCUUUACCUAAGAAUGGGUUGACUUGGAAAGCAGCUUCAAGAUCUAACAAGUUGAUGAAAAAUGGUGGUGUUCACAAAUCUAUCAUAGUUGUUGGCUUGCAGCUAUAAUCUUCUACCCUCCAAAGAAUGCCCUCUUUGGACAUGGAUUUUCUUUGAGUUUCUCUAGUAACUUCCCUUGAUCAAUUCCCUAAAUCAAGGACAAUUCGAGGAUAUAUAUAAAGGUGGAUGGAGUAAAGCUUCGAGGCAGCAUUAUGCACAAAUCAUUUCGAGGAUUCUUGUGUUGUAUCUAUCCAUCCAUCUGGUGUUAAGAAAACUCUUCAUGAACGCAUAAAUGAACUGCAUGGAGCUGGGACUUUGGAUGUAACAAGUCAGUGCAGCUUUGAAUAACAGCUGGUGGCUGGUUUUGAUCAACAUUGCAAAAACAGUGCAGGGACUGUGAGAGUGAGUUGCAACAGCAACAGGAAGGUUAGUAGAGGAGUCAUGGUUCUACUCAAUGUCAACAGUGAUUUGGUCUCCAAUUCCUCUUGGUACACAAUCAGCACACUUUAUGAGAUUCCCAAUUUGAUUGGAGAUUUUGACUUCUAGCUUUAUUUUGGUGAUGAUUAAGACAUUAGUGAUCCAACAAUUUUAUUUUUAAU